This is a messenger RNA of Argentina anserina (silverweed cinquefoil), 1878 nucleotides long. RefSeq names its product inactive beta-amylase 9. Bases 111 to 1703 code for a protein of 530 amino acids. Lineage: Eukaryota; Viridiplantae; Streptophyta; Magnoliopsida; Rosales; Rosaceae. The transcript has 3 exons. The record is from RefSeq and is a predicted model, not a curated record. Gene Ontology annotation, molecular function: beta-amylase activity. Gene Ontology annotation, biological process: polysaccharide catabolic process.
AAGCUCUCGAAUUUUCGUUGAUAAAAUCAAGAAACAGCUUCUGGGUUUGAUUUUCUGUGCUAAUUGCUGACUGUACUGGGUUGUGUAAAGAUUUGAUCUUUUUCGGUAAAAUGGAGGCGUCUCUGGUUGGAAGCUCUCAGGUGAAGAUUGGAAGAGCUGAAUUGGGGCAUAGGAAGUUUGGGUUUUGUAAACUGAGUGGUGAUUUGAGGACCCAGAUAAGCUUUUCUCAGAGAACCAGCUGGAAAAACGGCCGGCUUCAGUUUACUCUCCGGGCGGUUCAGUCUGAAUCGGUUCGACCCGUUAAAGCUCCGGGUUGGUCCAAAAGAUCCAAAGCGAAUGAUGGGGUGAGACUAUUGGUUGGGUUGCCGCUGGAUGCAGUUUCAGACUGCAACACGGUGAAGCAUGCCCGAGCAAUUGUGGCCGGACUAAAGGCACUGAAGCUAUUGGGAGUGACAGGUGUGGAGCUUCCGGUGUGGUGGGGAGUUGUUGAGAAAGAAGCCAUGGGGGAGUAUGAGUGGUCAGCGUACCAUUCUCUUGUAGAGAUGGUUCAGAAAGCCGGUCUUGAAGUCCAUGUAUCACUCUGCUUCCAUGCUUCUAAACAACCGAAGAUCUCACUGCCUGAUUGGGUGUCCCGCUUAGGGGAGUCCCAGCCUGGUAUCUUCUUUAAAGACAGAUCAGGGCAGCAAUACGAGGACUGCUUAUCACUGGCUGUUGAUAAACUUCCUGUUCUCAAUGGAAAGACUCCAAUUCAAGUUUACCACGAUUUCUGUGAAAAUUUUAAAGCUUCUUUCUCGCCUUUCCUUGGUUCCACAAUCACGGGCAUCUCAGUGAGCCUAGGACCAGAUGGUGAGCUUAGAUAUCCUUCUCAUCACCAGUUAGUCAAAAGUGGCAAAAUUCCUGGGGUAGGUGAAUUCCAGUGUUUUGAUGAAAACAUGCUUAGCAGUCUUAAAGAGCAUGCUGAAGCAACCGGAAAUCCUCUAUGGGGUCUUGGCGGUCCCCAUGAUGCUCCGAGCUAUAAUCAGUCACCGGACUCAAACGCCUUCUUCAAGGACCAUGGAGGAUCAUGGGAGUCAUCAUAUGGUGAUUUCUUCCUGUCCUGGUACUCAAACCAGCUAAUAUCUCAUGGAGAUCGUAUCCUUUCCCUUGCUUCUUCAACUUUUGGUGAAACAGAAGUUAAAGUAUAUGGCAAAGUCCCUCUAAUGUACUCUUGGUACAAAACAAGGUCUCACCCAUCCGAGCUGACAUCUGGGUUCUAUAAUACGUCCACGAGAGAUGGUUAUGAAGCAGUCGCAGAUAUGUUUGUGAAAAAUUCCUGCAAAAUGAUAUUGCCAGGAUUGGACUUAUCAGAUGUACAUCAACCGCACGAAUCCCAUUCUAGUCCGGAGUCAUUACUAUCCCAAAUUAGAAUGGUUUGCAGAAAGCAUGGGGUUGAAAUUUAUGGUCAAAACUCAUCAGUUUCAGGAGCUCCAGGAGGAUUUCAACAGAUAAAGAAGAACUUGUCAGGCGACAAUGGGAUAGACUUGUUCACUUAUCAGAGAAUGGGAGCUUAUUUCUUCUCACCUGAGCAUUUUCCUUCAUUUUCUGGAUUCGUCCGAAGCCUUAAUCAAAUAGAAAUGCAGUCAGAUGAUCUACCCGAUGAAGAUGAAGCUACUGAAUCUAUUCAUGUCAAUUCAGAAGCAGGAAUCCACAUGCAAGCGGCUUAGUAUGAAGUAGAAUUGUAUGAAGUAAAAUUGUACUCAUGUAAAUAUAAACGUGUUUUAUACUUGUUAUCUGAAGAGCAGACGGCGCAAAAUUGUAUAAGCCGAAGCAUUCCAAGAAUUGUAAGCUGAACCAAAAUACUAUUGUCAUUUGAGAAUCGAGAUAUUAAAACUUGCCUCA